AUGUUUAAGUGUACAAAAGAUAUGGAAAACAUAACUUUAAGUCCUACUAUGACUGCCAAAUUGAAAAGCAAAAAUGCUGCUAAAAAGAUCAAGGAAGGAUCGCCAAAGUUUCAAGAAGUCUUCAGAGAGAGAUGUCGACAAAGAAUGCGCGAGAAACGAAGACAAUUAUUUAACAACGGUAGAUUUGGUUUGGAAACAAGUUUGGAAGAAGUUCAAGAUACCUUAUCCGAAAUUGUGCGUAAAGAGUUAAACGAUCUCGUUACCACGGAUUUAGAUCCAACUCUGAAUCCUUUCUCUCCUAUAACCAGUGAACCACUUAAUACUGAAGAAGCAAUGGAGCUUGAAACUGAAAUACUUAAUGAAGAAGAACAAUGGAUAUUAGAAGAGUAUGAAAAAAUGUCACAGGAAGAAAUGGAGUCAUUAGCAUUAAUUGCAGAUACAGAAGGUGAAGUCAUUUGUCCUAUAUGUCAGACAUCUAAUCUCAUUCAAAAAGAAAAUCAUAUAACUUGUACAUCCUGUGACUUCACAUUGAAUGGUAGUAUCACCUUAAAAGAUCUAGGAUAUGUUAUAAAGAAAACUGCAAAUACUCAUUCUGAGAUAUGUAGAGAACCACCUGGUUUUCUAUCAGUUCCUGAAAAUAACACAUGUUUAUACUUAGUUUGUAACAAGUGUUCAACUUGGCUAUCAAUAGUAUAAAUUUUUAUAUUUCUUAAUUAAUGUAUUGACUUUCAGCCUUAAAAAUAAGCUAAUUUAUUUGUUUUUGUACAAUUAAUCGAAGUAAAUUAUUAUUAGUUUUUUAAUUGACUAGUUAUAUAAAUUUAAAUGAAUUUCAUAAUGGGCAUCACAUUGAUGUCCAUUAGGAUAAUACAAAAAAUUGUAAAUAUGAUCAUAUUUCCUUUUCUUAAGUCAAAUAUAAAAGUAACAAAAAAUUAUAAAUACGAAAUAAUAUAGGAAAGAGAAAAAAAAAAUGGAAUUAAAAUUUUUUUUUAUGGAAGUAAACAUUUAACAGUACAUGAAUGUUUAUGUGAUUAUAUGAUACAUAUUGUACAAAAACAACAUCCCAUCAUUGAUUCUUUAUAUUUUUUAUGACUUAUGAGUACACAAUGUAAAUUUCAAAUAAAAGACGUCUGUAUAUUGUAAAAAUCAAAUUAAGUAAAUUUUAUGUUUUGUGAUCAUUGAAAGAAGCAGGUUAAGCUUUUGAAAAACUAUACAUCACUCACACUACAUAACAUUUUGUUAUAUACAAUUAAUAUUUAAUGACAAUAAUAACAUUACAAUACGCAGAAGUCUUUCAUGGCUUAAGCUAAUAUUUAAAUUUUAUAAAUGAUUUGUACAUUAUCACAUGAAAUUUCGCAAUAAAAACUUCACAUUUCAUAACAUUAUUAGUA
Messenger RNA from Osmia bicornis bicornis, 1388 nucleotides. Its product is annotated as RPA-interacting protein-like. Gene Ontology annotation, cellular component: nucleus. The record is from RefSeq and is a predicted model, not a curated record. Gene Ontology annotation, biological process: protein import into nucleus. The transcript has 3 exons. NCBI's taxonomy places the organism in Eukaryota, Metazoa, Arthropoda, Insecta, Hymenoptera, Megachilidae. Bases 1 to 696 code for a protein of 231 amino acids.